CUUUCUUAUUUCACCACAACUAAACCUUUCUGUUCCCAACCUCUUUCAUUCUCAUAAAUUCAACCCUUUCUGUAACUUGUAUCUUAUCUCCCACACAAACACUCCCUCUCUCCCCAUCGUCAAGAUUCAGAUAUUUGAUUUAGCCACCAACUAUCUGAAUUAAUAAAGGGAGGGGAGUUAGAUAUUGAAUGGGAGAAAGAGAUAAUUGUAAGUCAUUGAUGGAAGACCUUCUUGGCCUUUUAAGAAUUCGCAUCAAGCGCGGUGUCAACCUCGCCAUUCGUGAUGUUAAUACCAGCGAUCCAUACAUCGUUGUUAAGAUGGGCAAGCAGAAACUCAAGACUCGUGUGGUUAAAAAGGAUAUCAAUCCUGAAUGGAAUGAAGAUCUUACACUUUCGAUCACCGAUCCCGUUCUUCCAUUCAAACUAACUGUGUAUGAUUAUGACACAUUUAGCAAAGAUGACAAUAUGGGAGAUGCUGAAUUAGACGUUUCACCAUUUAUAGAGGCAUUGAAGAUGAACAUAAACGAUCUUCCAAGUGGUACUAUAAUCACCAGAAUACAACCAUGUAGGACAAAUUGUUUGGCAGAAGAGAGUUGCAUCAGUUAUACAGAUGGACAAAUUGUCCAAGAUGUUGUUCUUAGAUUGCGACAUGUUGAAUGUGGUGAAGUUGAAAUUCAAUUGCAAUGGAUCGCUCUUCCUGGUUCCAAGGGUUUAUAAUUUUAAAUUCAAUACAAAAAAUCACCAUUCUUUGUUUCAUUAGUUGUUACUGGAAAUUGCAUUGCAUUGCACAACAAACUAUUUUUUUAUUUUUUGUUCUAGGGCAUUGUUAGUAGGGUUGAAUUUCUAUUUUUUUUUUUUUUCCUUAUUCGUCAUUGUUCUUUCUCGGCAUGUACUCUUUGAUACUUGCCGAUAAGUAUCAACGUACUAUAUUAUUUAUAGACGAUUAAACGAAAUUUUAUAUUGUAACUGUUUCAUGCAUUUAAAAAAAAAAAUUGAACCUUAUUUGAA
Molecule: messenger RNA, 1007 nt
Organism: Vicia villosa (hairy vetch)
Lineage: Eukaryota; Viridiplantae; Streptophyta; Magnoliopsida; Fabales; Fabaceae
Product: protein C2-DOMAIN ABA-RELATED 4-like
Exons: 4
Coding region: 189-716 (175 amino acids)
Source: RefSeq, a predicted model, not a curated record